AUGGCUCCCCCAGCUGUGUUGAUGGUAGGAACAGGCGAGUACACGACCGGCUACGUCGGUGGUACAGCCUCGACCUCCGACAAGAAAGUGGGUGUCGUGGGCCUAACGCUCUUCGACUUGCGUCGUCGCGGCAAAGUUGGCGAUUUGAGCAUGAAGAAUAUCUCCGAAGUCUACAACGGCCUUGAUGUCUCCUUCACCUCCUUUCCCGCCGACAACACCUCCGACCCAGAAGCCUACAAAGCUGCCAUUGACGCCCUUCCCGCCGGCUCUGCAAUCACCAUUUUCACACCCGACCCCACCCAUUACCCUAUCGCUCUGUACGCCAUUCAGCGCAAGAUCCACGUUCUCAUCACUAAGCCCGCGACCAAGCUCCUCUCUGACCACCUCGAUUUGCUCGCUGAGUCUCGCAAGCACAAUGUAGUUGUGUACAUUGAACACCACAAGCGCUUCGACCCGGCCUACAGUGACGCCCGCGCUAAGGCUGCCAAGCUUGGUGACUUCAACUACUUUUACAGCUACAUGAGUCAGCCCAAGAGCCAGCUGGAGACGUUCAAGGCCUGGGCUGGUAAGGACUCGGAUAUCUCUUAUUAUUUGAACAGCCACCACGUGGAUGUUAAUGAGAGCAUGGUGCCGGACUAUGUCCCCGUGAAGGUGACGGCUAGUGCAGCGACGGGAACUGCUGUCGAGCUGGGCUGUGCCCAUGAGACGGAGGACACGAUUACUCUACUUGUGGAAUGGAAGAAGAAGGAUGGAUCAAGAAUGGCUACGGGUGUUUACACAUCUAGUUGGACCGCACCACAGAGGGCCGGUGUACACUCUAACCAGUACUUCCAUUAUAUGGGCUCGAAGGGUGAAAUCCGUGUCAAUCAGGCGAAGCGUGGCUAUGAUGUUGCCGAGGAUGAGGCUGGAUUGUCUUGGAUUAACCCGUUCUAUAUGAAGUACGCACCAGACGAGGAGGGUAACUUCGGUGGUCAGACGGGCUACGGAUACAUCAGUUUCGAGAAGUUCAUUGAUGCCGUUACGGCUGUUAAUGAGGGGCGGUUGACGCUCGAUCAGCUGGAUGCCAGGCCGAUCCCGACGCUGAAGAACACUAUUGCCACGACGGCAAUCCUGCAUGCAGGACGCAUUUCCUUGGAUGAGAAGCGGUCGGUGGAGAUCGUGACCGAGGAUGGAAAGUGGGAGCUGAAGUAG
This is a messenger RNA of Aspergillus niger, 1191 nucleotides long. RefSeq lists its product as uncharacterized. Gene Ontology annotation, molecular function: oxidoreductase activity; nucleotide binding. Gene Ontology annotation, cellular component: cytoplasm. The record is from RefSeq and is a predicted model, not a curated record. The transcript is spliced from 5 exons. Gene Ontology annotation, biological process: NADPH regeneration. Bases 1 to 1191 code for a protein of 396 amino acids. NCBI's taxonomy places the organism in Eukaryota, Fungi, Ascomycota, Eurotiomycetes, Eurotiales, Aspergillaceae.